This is a messenger RNA of Anopheles maculipalpis, 1044 nucleotides long. RefSeq lists its product as uncharacterized. Lineage: Eukaryota; Metazoa; Arthropoda; Insecta; Diptera; Culicidae. The record is from RefSeq and is a predicted model, not a curated record. The transcript has a single exon. Bases 1 to 1041 code for a protein of 346 amino acids.
AUGUGGAAAAUGAAACUGUGCGACGUUCUAGUGAUCGCGAUUAUAGUGCUCCAAUUAACGCUGGCGACCAACGCUGAACAGUAUGGAUCGGGCAACGUGAUCGUGCGAUCGUCUCAGCUGGCAGGGAAAGUGAAACGUGAAAGUGUAAUAGACGAUCGGUCUACCGAAAACGUCGAUGAUGAUGACAGCAAGGCCGAUUCUGCCGAAAAGGUUAUCUAUGACCAGCGGCAGGUCAAUGGUGAAACCAACAUACGGUUGAGUAUUAAGAACUUUAAGCUUCAGCUGCCAGAAUCGCAGCUGGAACACUUCCAAAGAUCAAACAUGGCGCAGUUGAUUCGAAAUUCUGUGUUGCGUUUGUUGGGAAUUGAGAUCGGUGGGCUCUCCGAGCCGGAAGCAUCUUCAAGACGUCCUCCGGCAGAAAUACCCUCAUCUACGGAGAAACAACCCAAUCAAAAUGAGUCCCAAGGAGUUCCGGAUGUUAGUGCCUCAAUGUUGCAAGUGAAUGGGGCCAAUCUGCCGGCCAAGUUUUUCCUCGAGAUUAGCGACUUUCUGAUGAAUACGAACGAUAAUGAUGCGGUGGAUGAUAUGCGUGUGGAGACCAACCACAACCAUCAGCAGCAGCUCGAGCAGCAGCAGCAGCUGGAACAGCAGCUGCAUCGGUUUCAGCAACAGCAAGCGGACCAUCAGCAACCGAAUGGCCAACCGUCGGAACCGCUCUACGGAACGGAAGAGAUCAAGAUCGAGCGGUUGGAAAAUACAAGCAAUGUGAGGAACCAAACGAUCACCAUUAGCAAGAAGCGCCAUCAGGUAGGACCGUUACCGACGGAUGGUAGCGCCCUAGAGACAGUUAGUAAGGAGAAUCAUCAGUCCACCAAUACGACCCGGAAUGCAACCGAAUCUUCUGACCGGUUCGUUCAGACGAAGCCAAUACGGCUGGAGACGGUGCGUGUGGUGACAACGAACGAACCAAAAACACUGCGCGAAAAGGUCAUCUGGCAGGUACCAUCGGACGUGGCUCGGGAAGCAGCUGAUGGACAGUAGAGC